Molecule: messenger RNA, 6900 nt
Organism: Osmerus eperlanus (European smelt)
Lineage: Eukaryota; Metazoa; Chordata; Actinopteri; Osmeriformes; Osmeridae
Gene: magi3a
Product: membrane associated guanylate kinase, WW and PDZ domain containing 3a
Exons: 22
Coding region: 1-4836 (1611 amino acids)
Biological process (GO): signal transduction
Cellular component (GO): cytoplasm; cell-cell junction
Molecular function (GO): protein binding
Source: RefSeq, a predicted model, not a curated record
AUGGGAACAGCGACCUCAGCCAGCUCCACAGACGUGUCACCUGGGAUCUGUGUGACCGCCGGAGCCAGCACCAAAAAUAAAUCCUCCCCUCUCCUGUCCGCCGACUCCAUACAUCACAGCGGGGCGGAGGAGCCGUCUCAGCCUGGAGCCUAUCUGCUGCAGGCCUCCUAUUCAUCAGCCCAGACGCCCCCCUCCGCUCCCACACUCUCCCGGUCAGCCGGCCGGGCCUCAUCUCUGGCCCUGGUCACAGCCUCUCUGUGCAGAGCCUCAUCUCUGGCCCUGGUCACAGCCUCUCUGUGCAGAGCCUCAUCUCUGGCCCUGGUCACAGCCUCUCUGUGCAGAGCCUCAUCUCUGGCCCUGGUCACAGCCUCUCUGUGCAGAGCCUCAUCUCUGUCCCUGGUCACAGCCUCUCUGUGCAGAGCCUCAUCUCUGGCCUUGGUCCAAGCCUCUCUGUGCAGAGCCUCAUCUCUGGCCCUGGUCACAGCCUCUCUGUGCAGGGCCUCAUCUCUGGCCCUGGUCACAGCCUCUCUGUGCAGAGCCUCAUCUCUGGCCUUGGUCCCAGCCUCUCCGUGCAGAGCCUCAUCUCUGUCCCUGGUCACAACCUCUCUGUGCAGAGCCUCAUCUCUGGCCUUGGUCACAGCCUCUCUGUGCAGGGCCUCAUCUCUGGCCCUGGUCACAGCCUCUCUGUGCAGGGCCUCAUCUCUGUCCCUGGCCACAGCCUCUCUGUGCAGGGCCUCAUCUCUGUCCCUGGUCACAGCCUCUCUGUGCAGGGCCUCAUCUCUGGCCCUGGGUUCCUUGGACCACAAGCUGCAGCAGGUGAUCAGAGACAACCUGUACCUGCGCACCAUCCCCUGUACCACCAGACAGCCUAGGGAGGGGGAGGUUCCUGGAGUCGACUACAACUUCAUCCGUGUGGAGGAGUUCCGUGUCCUGGAGGAGAGCGGCAUUCUGCUGGAGAGUGGCACCUAUGACGGUAACUACUAUGGGACCCCCAAGCCUCCCGCGGAGCCCAGCCCUGUGCAGCCAGACCUGGUGGACCAGGUUCUGUUCGACGACGAGUUUGACACGGAGGUUCAGCGUAAACGCACCACGUCCGUCAGUAAGAUGGACCGCACGGACAGCGCUGCCGCUCCCGAGGAAGAGGAAGACGAGGAGCGGCCCUCCCUGGUCAACGGCCUCACUGAACACAAGGACAAGGCGGAGUGGAGGAAGGCAGUCCCCAGCUACAACCAGUCCAGCAGUGCCAUGGACUUCCGCUCCUGGAGCAGCCUGCCCAGGGAUGAGGGCCAGGAGCCCCUGCCCAAGAGCUGGGAGAUGGCCUACACAGAGACGGGCAUGGUCUACUUCAUAGAUCACAACACCAAGACCACCACCUGGCUUGAUCCCCGCCUGGCCAAGAAGGCUAAGCCCCCAGAGAAGUGUGAGGACGGAGAGCUGCCCUACGGCUGGGAGAAGAUCGAGGACCCACAGUACGGAACCUACUAUGUGGACCACAUCAACCAGAAGACCCAGUUUGAGAACCCAGUCCUGGAGGCCAAGAGGAAGAUGAGCCAAGACACUACCACCCCGGGCCAGCAGGGGACCCCCACCCCCUCAGAGGAGUCAGGAGGGGGGGCGCGCGGCUUCACAAGGGACCCCGCCCAGCUGCAGGGCUCCAUGCUGAGGGCGGCCCUGAGGAAGAGCCCCCAGGGGUUCGGCUUCACCAUCAUCGGAGGAGACCGCCCAGACGAGUUCCUGCAGGUGAAGAACGUCCUGCGGGACGGCCCGGCCGCACACGACAACAAGAUGGCCUCCGGUGACGUGAUUGUGGACAUCAACGGGAUGUGUGUGCUGGGGAAGACCCAUGCAGACGUGGUGCAGAUGUUCCAGUCCAUCCCCAUCAACCAGUAUGUGGACAUGGUCCUGUGCCGGGGCUACUCCCUGCCGGAGGACACCAGCGGGAGCGAGGAAGGACAAGGGGAGGGCAUUAGCCCCAUGCCCCUGCCUCUGGAGCCCUCCCCCUCCGCCUCCACCCCCCACGACCUCCAUUACACCAGCCCAGAUGGCACCCUGCCCAGACAGACCGCCACAGUCCCACCCAUGACCAACGGGGGGCGCCAGCAUCAGCAGCCGGAGGGCCCGGACCCCACCCUGCUGCAGCCAGAGCUGGUGGGCGUGCCCCUGGUCAAGGGUCCGGGAGGAUUCGGCUUCGCCAUCGCCGACUGCCCCCUGGGCCAGAAGGUCAAGAUGAUCCUGGACGCCCAGUGGUGCCGCGGCCUGCUGAAGGGGGACGUCAUCAAGGAGAUCAACCGUCAGAACGUGCAGACGUUGAGCCACGCCCAGGUGGUGGACAUCCUGAAGGACCUGCCGGUGGGCAGCGAGGUCAACGUGCUGGUGCUGCGAGGAGGUCAGACAUCUCCUGUGAAGUCUCUAAAACCUUGCACGGCUCCCAUGUCCCAUUCCCAGCCUCAGCCCCAGCCUCAGCCUCAGCCCAGACAGGAGUUGACCACCAGUACAGAGACCCUGAGCCCCUCAGAGCCCAUGCCCCAGCCCCUGCCCUUCCCUUCCAGCACCCUGCGCUCCGUCUCCCCCAAACCAGACCCCUCGGAGCUCUACCUCAAGUCCAAAGCCAUGCUGGACAGCAAGCCCCCCAACACCAAAGAUCUGGAUGUGUUCAUCAAGAGGAACCAGGAGUCUGGAUUUGGCUUCCGUGUUCUCGGAGGAGAAGGUCCUGAUCAGCCUGUAUACAUUGGCGCCAUCGUGCCUCUGGGCGCGGCGGAGAAGGACGGCCGCUUGCGUGCAGGGGACGAGCUGCUGUGCAUCGAUGGCGUGCCGGUGAAGGGGAAGUCCCACAAGCAGGUCCUGGAGCUGAUGACCAACGCCGCCCGCAACGGCCAGGUCAUGCUCACAGUCCGCAGGAAGCUCGCACACCCAGAGGGGGGUGGAGAGGAGGAGGGCGCCCAACCCCAGAAGGCAGCGCCAACCCUGGUCAACGGCUCUCCCAAGCUGCCCCGCCUCGAGGGCUCCAGCGCCCCCCAGCAGGAGUGCUACGAUGUCACCCUGCAGCGCAAGGACAACGAGGGCUUCGGCUUUGUCAUCCUCACCUCCAAAAACAAGCCCCCGCCUGGAGUCAUCCCUCACAAGAUCGGCCGCAUCAUCGAGGGCAGCCCCACCGAGCGCAGCGGCCGGCUGAACGUGGCCGACCGCAUCUCCGCCGUGAACGGCCGCUCCAUCAUGGAGCUGUCCCACAACGACAUAGUCCAGCUCAUCAAGGACGCCGGCAACACCGUCACCCUCACCGUGGUCCCCGAGGACGAGAACAGUGGUCCUCCAUCUGGAACGAGCUCAGCCAAGCAGAGCCCCUCCACACAGCACAGAGCUGUGGGCCAGCAGCCUGCCAACCACUCUGACAGGAACGGCAACUCUGAGGAGAAGAAGAACGGGGUUGGCUGGCCCGAGUACAGGUCCCUCCCACACGGAGAGAUGGGAACACUGAUAACCUCAGGCCCCAAGCAGGGCUGUUUCGUGGUGGAGCUGGAGCGUGGGUCUCGAGGCUUCGGCUUCAGCCUGCGGGGAGGGAAGGAGUACAACAUGGGCCUGUUCAUCCUCCGCCUGGCCGAGGAGGGCCCCGCCUUCAAGGAUGGCAGGAUCCAGGUGGGAGACCAGAUCGUGGAGAUCAACGGCGAGCCCACCCAGGGCAUCACACACACACGGGCCAUCGAACUCAUCCAAGCUGGCGGCAUUAAAGUGCUGCUGCUCCUCAAACCUGGCCAGGGCUUAGUCCCCGACCACAGUAUGAAGGAGAAAGCUAACAUUUCACCCUCAAGCGUUCCAAGCCUGCCUGCUUUUGACGAGCAGUCCUCCCCAGCCUCUCCCUCCUCCGUGUCCUUCUCCACCUCCCAGCCGUCCCCCUCCUCCACCAAUACAACCGCCCCCGAGGAGCCCCCUAACCUGGACACAGCUGCAGCCUCCAGAGAGCCCCCCAGGGAGUACGCGGGCCAGUCCAUCAGGCCCGCAGGCCAGCAGCCCCACAGCCACCACAAGAGACCCACCAGCCCCAACACCCCAGACAGAAAAGCCCACCCCAAGAGGAGUGAGCUGGUGUCCCACAGCGAGCAGCCAGCCAGCCCCCCGAGAGGCUCUGGGACCCUUAGAGCAGAGAGAAAGGAGCGCUCCCAGAGCCCAAGGAAGACCGACAGGGUCCUGUCUGGGGCUCCUGAGCCUAAGAGGGGCUCCCUGGAGGAUGGAAGCCAGAGGAGAGAGCCCCGGGGCUCCAGCCCCAGAAAGAGCUCCAGGAAGGAGCAGGAGGCAGCCUCUGCUGCUGCUGUGUCCAGACAGCCCUCCAAGGGCCAGGAGGGGUCCCCCAGGCGCCCUGCGGGCCAGCAGGCCAGCCCUGCUCAGCCCCCCUCGGAGGUCAGAGACAGGAGGCGCAAGGAGGAGGACGCCGCAACUGCACGCAAGCAGGAGAGAGAGACAGGUGACAGCAUGCCCAGAGGAACCAAUGGGGAACGCAGGAAGGACAAGGGGGCUGAACGAGAGGCGGGGCCGGACAGAUCCCAGUCUCAGACCCACAGGGAGAGGGCGGGGCCUGACGCAGAUGGAAGCACCCUCAACCGGAAGGCUGGAAGGGAGAAGGAGAGAGAGAGAGAGCGAGGGAGGGAGGGAAAGGAGGCUAAACCCAGGGCGGCAGUGGAGGAGAGUAAGAGGGACACCAGGAUCUCCAGCAGUAGCAGCCAGGAGCCCCCCUACGACGGAGGAACCAUGAGCAAGAAGGCUCCCAUCACCCCUGGGCCCUGGAAGGUCCCCAGCUCAGCCAAGAUGCAGUCCCAGGGAGACUUGACGAGGGAGGGGAACUGACGCCCCCACCGACUGAAGACUCCCAAGCUUCUGUUUGUGUGCAGCGCACGCAGCAGUUAGAAUGGACCAAUGUCUUCUCGGCUGAGGAUAUUUGCAUCACUGUGUUAUCAUCACAUUGCCUGUCAUUGCAUAUCCGUGCUUUUUUCCACAGUCUGCCUCACCUGCUUAUACCUGAGUGGUGUGUCUGUGCCGAGGCGGAGCUUAUGUCACAGGCAGGAUGUGACACAGAGAUCCCUCCUCUUGUCUGUGCCAAGACUCCUGUAGGGCGGGGCUAGUUUUAGUAUCAGAGGCUUUGCGAGACUCUUUUCAAUUUGAUGAAAGGAAAUACUUUCCCUUGCCGACUGAUGAACGAUGUUGUUUUCUGUCACUAUGAAGGUUUUAAAGAUUUCUGUCCAGGUAAUCACUCACGAAUCGCCCUCCGUUCGGGGAGGUGAUUGGCUGCUCUGUAUUUGAUUGAUGUAGAAGGAGGUGAGAUUGCGGUUGUUUCCUCUUGAAUCUGUGGAGGACGGUGGCGGUUGUCUCUUCAAUCAUGUUCCAUCCAUAACUAGGAACCCUGUCUAGAGAUGUGACCAGAAAGUGCACAUGCACGUGUAGACUCUUGAACCCUGGUGUUGUCAGCUUAGUGGUGGGUUUAUAGAUCAUUUUGAAGCUUUAUAUGCAUCUUAUCAGAAGACCAGACACUUGUGGUUUAGGUAUAUUGUUUACUACAUGUGUGUUUAUAAUGAAGCAUACUGUAAUUUAUUAAGAAUUAUAUGAAAAAAGAAUAUAUCCUGUAAGUACACGUAUCCAUACUGAGCCAUUUCACCUUUUGAUGUUGUACCCUGAUUACAGAAAUGGAGCGAGUAGAGGAAACAUCACCACUAAAGAUAUUUUUAACAUUGAUAGAGAUCUUUGAGAAAUGAUACCUAACAUAAGUCACAACAUCUGUCUAUUUGUGCACAUGACAGUAUUUGGUUGUGGUGUUAUAUUGGAUGUAUUUAUACAUUCUAUUUCUAUCCACCCACAGUCGGUUCAUUUAGUCCCACAAGCCCAUUCUGUUAUUGUAAUGUUUAUAAUUAACAGCUAGCUUUGGACCUAAAAUGAAUAAUGUAUACUACAAGAUAACAGCUAGGCCUCUAUAUUUAGACAUUGCUGUAGUUUCACUGAACUUUAUAAAAUGUGUGUAUUAUUUAGCUAGAUGCCCCCUGAUGUACAUGCACAUGUAGCUGUACAAAUUCAGACAUUUAUAGUUUGGUUAAAAGUGAGACCUUAAGGUACAACAUUGAGAAAAAAAAACUCUAAGUCUUCAUUUAAUUUCUCAUCCUCCCAAGAUCUGUACAAAUUGUUUUGAACGUAUGUUAUUUGUGGGUUGUAGCCUAGUGGUUUGUAGACCUCUUGUUCACUGCAAAUAGCUGAAAAUCUGCACCCUCUUCUGGAGAAAAUGUAUACAACUCACAUUCCAACAUCAAGAUGUAUGGUUUACCCUGCCAUUACACAUUUGUUUCUUUGAAUUUGCUCCACAUUAUUUUUAAGUACCCAAAGUCAAUUACCCCAAAUGUACAGAAUCCUGAUAGUAACAACUGAACCAUGCAUUGGCAUAAUCGUUCUCCUAUAAAUAGCUCAGAGUGCAGUAGUGUUACCUUCACAUGUGAAGAUUCCCCUAAACAUAAUCCAUGUCAACUUGUUUGAAAUGUGGUGUACAAAAUGUGAAUUCAAUUGUUAAUCUCAUCUCAUUAUUGACUUAUAUAUUAUACAAAAUGUCUCUUGAAUCUUAGGGAAUAUAUCGGGUUUUUUGUUAGUUUUUUUUUUAGAUACCAUGUUCUGUGUGUUCUGUAUAAUACUGUGGCCUUGCAUUGCUUUCACAGAAAAACAGCCUUUUGGUCUCGACAUUAUGUGGUAGAUGUAAAUGUUCAUAAAUUGUACAGCACAUGUAUAAAUACUUGCCUUCAUUCAGAAAAGAAUCUGUAAAUCGCUCCAUUAUUUUUUUAAGUAAUUGAGAAGAAAAUGAUAUAUAAUUAUGAAAGGAAAUAUUCUGGUCAUGGCAUUCUGUUCAUGCACUGAUAAAUAAAGUUUUACUGAAUAAAC